AUGUCGUCGUCCUCAAUAUUGCGCAUCGCUGCGCGCGCUCAGCCGUCUACCUUCUUCCGCUCCAAUGGCAUCCGCAGCUUAACCCCUCGCGCUUCAAACGCCAUCUACGCUGCUCCAGCUCUGUUCGCGACCUCUGGAUCAGCAAAUAGCUUCAGCACCAGCAGUGCUCGCCGAGUGGAUAAGGAUGGAGAAGAGGCAUCUACAAGUCACGAGGAGAGCUUCGAGGAGUUCACUGCCCGAUACGAGAAGGAAUUCGAUCAAGUAAAUGAUGUCUUUGAGCUUCAGCGAAACCUUAACAACGCAUUCGCCUACGAUCUUGUCCCCUCUCCAUCUGUUCUCACAGCUGCGUUGAAGGCAGCGAGAAGAGUCAACGACUACCCAACCGCCGUGCGGAUCUUCGAGGGUAUCAAAGCAAAGGUUGAGAACAAGGGUCAAUAUGACCAAUACCUGGAGGAACUCAAGCCACUCCGAGAAGAACUAGGUGUGAGUUUGAAGGAGGACCUUUAUCCAGAAGAGUCAAAAUAG
This is a messenger RNA of Glarea lozoyensis ATCC 20868, 525 nucleotides long. RefSeq names its product Cytochrome c oxidase subunit E. The transcript is spliced from 4 exons. NCBI's taxonomy places the organism in Eukaryota, Fungi, Ascomycota, Leotiomycetes, Helotiales, Helotiaceae. Gene Ontology annotation, cellular component: mitochondrial inner membrane. The record is from RefSeq and is a predicted model, not a curated record. Gene Ontology annotation, biological process: mitochondrial electron transport, cytochrome c to oxygen. Bases 1 to 525 code for a protein of 174 amino acids.